UUCCAGUCCCUCCUCAAAUUUGAAACUUUUUCUCCGGGAGUCAAGUUUCAAGCGCUUGUAACCGAUCCCUGAAAAAAAAAACAACCUUCAAUUAUUUACACUGGUGUUUACCUGAGGCAGUGGGCACGACACGGCUUGAAUUGAAAGAAACGGGGAAUUAUUUGGGACAAAGAAGGAUUCGAUUGGAAUAAAUGUCCCGUCCGAUCACGAUGCGGAUUCGGGAGUUUUGCAUCGAAUAAAGUUUGAAAAAUAGUUUGAAAAAAAGUAUCACAAACGAGUGUAACUGAGCGGAGUUUACUGUUUGCAGACGCUAGUGUCCGGCGGAGAGGGAAGCACACACAAAGACAGCAUGGACACCUUCAGCACUAAGAACCUGGCCCUGCAGGCGCAGAAGAAGCUGAUGAGCAAGAUGGCGACCAAGUCGGUGGCCCACAUGUUCAUCGACGACACCAGCAGCGAGGUCCUGGACGAGCUGUACCGCGUGGCCAAGGAGUACACGCGGAACCGCAAGGAGGCGCAGAAGGUUAUCAAGAACCUCAUCAAGACGGUGGUGAAGCUGGGCGUGCUCUACCGCAACAACCAGUUCAACGGGGAGGAGCUGGCCCUGGUGGAGCGCUUCCGCAGGAAGGUCCACACCCUGGCCAUGACGGCGGUCAGCUUCCACCAGAUCGAGUUCACCUUCGACCGCCGCGUCCUCUCCGCCAUGCUCAACGACUGCAGGGAGCUCCUGCAUCAAGCCAUCAACCGCCACCUGACCGGCAAGUCCCACGCCAGGGUCAACCACGUCUUCAACCUCUUCGCAGACUGCGACUUCCUGGCUGCCCUCUACGGGCCCUCGGAGGUCUACCGGCCGCACCUGCAGAAGAUCUGCGAGGGCAUCAACAAAAUGCUGGACGAUGGUAACCUCUGACCUUCUCAACGUCCGUUCCCUGUUUCGAACAGGGAUGGAAAUGAGACUCCUGUUGCGUAGCAGUUUCACCCAUUCCAAGUUCGACUAUGAGCUUGAUUAGCCACAGCGUGGAGGUAACGAGCUCAGAUGUGUCUUAU
Acipenser ruthenus (sterlet) is the source of this 1047-nucleotide messenger RNA. Its product is annotated as tumor necrosis factor alpha-induced protein 8-like protein 1. The transcript is spliced from 2 exons. The coding region runs from base 350 to 910 and encodes 186 amino acids. Lineage: Eukaryota; Metazoa; Chordata; Actinopteri; Acipenseriformes; Acipenseridae. Gene Ontology annotation, biological process: regulation of apoptotic process. Gene Ontology annotation, cellular component: cytoplasm. The record is from RefSeq and is a predicted model, not a curated record.